This is a messenger RNA of Aspergillus udagawae, 957 nucleotides long. Its product is annotated as PP2C family serine/threonine-protein phosphatase. The transcript has 5 exons. Gene Ontology annotation, molecular function: protein serine/threonine phosphatase activity; cation binding. The coding region runs from base 1 to 957 and encodes 318 amino acids. The record is from RefSeq and is a predicted model, not a curated record. Lineage: Eukaryota; Fungi; Ascomycota; Eurotiomycetes; Eurotiales; Aspergillaceae. Gene Ontology annotation, biological process: protein dephosphorylation.
AUGGGGUCCAAUGCACACUCUCAUUCAUCCAACCAUGCCAUCCAACUACGAGGAGCAGGAGGCGCCAGUGCGCAAGGAACACGGCCCUCACAGCAGGAUCAAUACGCAAUAAUCCUUCCAGACCAGAUCCCCAAGACGACGAUUCACUAUGAAGUAGCCAUCUUCGCGGUCUAUGACGGACAUGGCUCCAGUAAAGUUGCGAAACAUGCAAAGCGACACAUCAGGGAGCUCCUCUUUGAAGGCGACGCGCUGCAAGCCGGUCGGUAUGAGGAAGCGAUCCGACAAGCCAUCCGAAAAGAAGAGGAAACGCUUCUUGAGGAAUGUCAAGAUGGAGAGGACAAAUUCGCGAUCGGUGGAUCAACGGUCUCGGUGGCGAUUAUCAAUCUUAACAAGGGUGUGGUGGUGGUAGGUAACCUGGGCGAUUCGCAUAUCCUUCUGGGCGAGUGCGACUUAACUGGGCAAUUGGAUACUGUGCAUCGGUUGACGCAAGACCACAAGCCCGACAGUCCGAGAGAGAAGGAGAGGAUCGAGGCGGCGGGGGGAACGGUCAACUAUGAGUCGGAUACUGCGCGGAUAGGAGCCUUGAAUAUGUCGCGCGCACUGGGGGAUCUGCAGUAUAAAAACCCACUCAACAAUGAUACUGCAGGUCCAAGCACUGCAGGCCAGGAACUAGCGGCUAUGACGGCGUCGAUCGAGCAGGGCAACUUUUUGUCUAGUGAACCGUCCAUCGUCCGUGUAGAUCUGCGGCAAGAUCGUCGGUAUAUCCUGGCUUUGACGACAGACGGUGUCACCAAUGUGCUGGAGGAUAAUGUCGUCAUCGAUGAAAUCAAAACACGGCAUGAAGGGGGGCUAGGAGUGCAGCAGGUGGCAGACGAGCUCGUCCGGGACGUUGCAGAGGGUUCGCGGAGGGAUAACGCUACAUGUAUUGUGGUCUUCCUGGAUGGAUGUUUGUCUUGA